GAAGCGGCGCCGAAGACAUCUGCAGCACAGCGCCCGGCGGCGAAGGCGAAAUCUUCCCAGCAGAUGAAGCAGGAGCGCGCCAGGGCAGCUGCCGAAGCCUCGCAGGCAGAUUCCCAAGCCCAGUUGGCGGCACUUCGGCGGCAGCGCGCCGAGCGAUACCAAGAGCAGCAG
Symbiodinium sp. CCMP2592 is the source of this 171-nucleotide messenger RNA. The record is from the annotation of a GenBank genome assembly. NCBI's taxonomy places the organism in Eukaryota, Dinophyceae, Suessiales, Symbiodiniaceae.